AUGCGGAUCGACUGUUCUUUGCUCCGGCGGCUGAUUUGUCUCGGUGUCUGGUGUUUGCUCGGUGGAGGAGAGACGGUGGUUGUGGCGGAGGAUGAGAGGAAAGUGAUACAUAGAGAGCUUAAUCAGACUCCCACUUGGGCUGUUGCUGCUGUCUGUACUUUCUUCAUCGUCGUCUCUGUUCUUCUCGAAAAAUUGCUUCACAAAGUUGGAACGAUUCUAUGGGAUCGGCACAAGAGAGCUCUUCUCGAUGCUUUGGAGAAGAUCAAAUCAGAGCUGAUGGUUCUUGGAUUCAUCUCUCUGCUUCUAACAUUUGGACAAAGCUACAUUUUGAUGAUUUGUGUCCCUCCGAGUGUUGCUCGUACGAUGCUCCCAUGUCCUGUUCAUGAAGCCUUAAAAAAGGAAGACGAUGAGAAAGAGGACAGUCACAGGAAACUCUUGUGGUUUGAGCACAGAUUCUUAGAAGGAGGGGAAGCAUCUCCCACAAAGUGCAAAGACGGUCGUGUAGGGCUUAUCUCUGCGGAGGCGCUACAUCAGUUGCACAUACUCAUAUUCUUCUUAGCCAUUUUCCACGUUCUUUACAGCUUCUUGACCAUGAUGCUUGGGAGGUUAAAGAUCCGUGGAUGGAAGCAUUGGGAGAGCGAGACAUCAUCCCAUCAUUACGAGUUUUCAACAGAUACUUCAAGAUUUAGGCUAACUCAUGAAACCUCUUUCGUAAGAGCGCACACUAGUUUCUGGACUCGGAUUCCAGUCUUUUUCUAUAUUGGAUGUUUCUUUAGACAGUUUUUCAGAUCCGUUGGAAAAACUGACUACUUGACAUUGCGAAACGGAUUCAUCGCUGUGCAUCUAGCUCCAGGAAGUCAAUUCAACUUCCAAAAAUACAUAAAAAGAUCCUUAGAGGAUGAUUUCAAGGUGGUAGUUGGAGUCAGCCCGGUCUUGUGGGCAUCUUUUGUUCUCUUCCUCCUCCUAUGUGUUGAUGGUUUCAAGGCAUUGUACUUUGCAACUGCAGGACCGGUUAUUAUAAUUUUAGCUGUGGGGACAAAGCUUCAAGCGAUCAUGACGAGGAUGGCUCUAGGAAUCACUGAUAAACACGCAGUCGUUCAAGGAAUGCCUCUUGUACAAGGCAACGAUGAGUAUUUCUGGUUUCGUCGUCCUCAGUUGAUUCUCCAUCUCAUUCAUUUCGCUUUGUUUCAGAACGCGUUUCAGAUCACAUAUUUCUUCUGGAUAUGGUAUACCUUUGGAAAAGAUUCUUGCUACCAUCCUAACUUCAAGCUUGCUAUUGUGAAAGUAGCUAUUGCAGUUGGAGUCUUGUGUCUUUGCAGCUACAUCACACUUCCACUUUACGCACUCGUAACUCAGAUGGGUUCACGGAUGAAAAAGUCGGUAUUCGACGAGCAAACUUCCAAAGCGCUGAAGAAAUGGAGGAUGGCGGUGAAGAAGAAGAAAGCAGGGAAGUCAAGCACCACCAGGAGACUAGGUGGAGAUGGAAGCGUGAGCCCUACGGCAUCAUCAACGAUUAGGUCUUCUCCUUUAUCCGUAAGGUCAUUGCAGCGUUCUAAAACCACGGGACCUUCCAUGAGAUACGAAGGACUUGAUCCUGAAACAUCAGAUCUUGACACGGACAACGAAGCUUUGACUCCUCCCAAAUCUCCAAUCGCUGAGAAUCCUGAGAUUGUUGUGAAAGUUGAGCCAAAUAAGCUAGAGACCAAGACCGGUGGUGAGACUAGCCGGCGUGACAGUGAAACUGAUUCCAAAGAGUUCUCUUUUGUCAAGCCUGCACCGAGCAAAGAACCAUCACAAGACCGUUGA
This is a messenger RNA of Microthlaspi erraticum, 1806 nucleotides long. The record is from the annotation of a GenBank genome assembly. NCBI's taxonomy places the organism in Eukaryota, Viridiplantae, Streptophyta, Magnoliopsida, Brassicales, Brassicaceae.